AUGACAAGAAUUUGGCUGGAUCCACAAACCCCAGACAGUUUUUUUCCUUCUUAUGCAACUUUACACACUCCAAAGAGCACGUCUGCAUGCCACAAGAGGGACAUUUGUAUUUGGAAGGUUCCUUGGAACAGAUCCCACAAACUGGAGCCAUCAACUUUCCCCGCGAUGCUCAUCGGGUUCAAUUUGACAGACUCGGGCGCUGUCUGCAGGAAUCACAGUGGACAAAAAUUCAAUUUGCGGUUGAAUCUCAAAGCGACGAUGUCGACGACCUUUAAAGUUGGCACUGUUCUGCCGUCAUUGGUGCGCUUUGCCUCCACCAGGACCGUGGCAAACAAGUCGGGAAAGAUAUCUGUACAGUUGUUGAAAGAUUUUCCUCUGGUAGGAGCUCGUGGAGAAGUGGUCAGAGUCAAGCCUGCAUUCAUGAGAAACUAUCUUCAGGUAAAUAAUGGGGCUUGCUACUUGCUAGAGGGCCAAGGACCUCGAAUUCCGAUAGUAAAGAAAGUGAAGCAAGAGGUCCGUAAAGCACCCGUGGAGAAAACGGUUCCAGCACCAAAGGUUGUGGAGAGCGAUCAAAAUUCUGGCGCCAUGUCACUCGACGAGCUUUCGACCUUGUUCAAUAACAUGAGAAAAUCAAGAAGAGGGACCGCAGCGAGGGAAAGUGGCGAGGCAACGUUUUCUGCUAGUGAAAAUAUCGGAUUUACUGCUGCUGAGUUGACACAACUGGUACCUAGAGUUCAUGGAAUCCAAGUUGAAACAUUCCCAUAUACCAAAAAGCAACUUUCCGAAACCAUAUAUAACAUUGCAGGACUUGAGGUACCCGAGUCAUCGAUCAAGUGGAAUGGAGCGACGGAAAUUUCCAAAGCUGGCGAAUAUGAAUACACCAUCGAUGUUCCUGGAGAGACCACCAACGUGAAGAGAAUAUUAGUGGUCAAUGCUAGCAGCUCUUAG
This is a messenger RNA of Meyerozyma guilliermondii ATCC 6260, 948 nucleotides long. Its product is annotated as mitochondrial 54S ribosomal protein MRPL50. The record is from RefSeq and is a predicted model, not a curated record. Gene Ontology annotation, cellular component: mitochondrion; ribosome. Gene Ontology annotation, biological process: translation. The coding region runs from base 1 to 948 and encodes 315 amino acids. Gene Ontology annotation, molecular function: structural constituent of ribosome. NCBI's taxonomy places the organism in Eukaryota, Fungi, Ascomycota, Pichiomycetes, Serinales, Debaryomycetaceae. The transcript has a single exon.